Messenger RNA from Eruca vesicaria subsp. sativa (arugula), 1488 nucleotides. Lineage: Eukaryota; Viridiplantae; Streptophyta; Magnoliopsida; Brassicales; Brassicaceae. The record is from the annotation of a GenBank genome assembly.
AUGUCUCCUUCAAACUCCUCCUCCUCACCAAAAAAUGAUCAGAGACUCAAUGCUAUUGUAGUUGCCGCACAGGAGAAGAGAAAUAUGACUAGUCCCAUACAAGUGUCUCCUCAAGAGGUUGUGCCUGAAAUGAACAAUCUGAAAAAAGUGUCUCCUCAAGAGGUCAUGCCUCAAGUGAAAAAUCCGGAACAAACGUCUCCUAAAGAGAUUGUGCCUGAAGUGGACAAUCUGAAACAAGUGUCUCCUCAAGAGGUCGUGCCUGAAGUGAACAAUUCGAAACAAGGGUCUCCUCAAGAACAAGUUUCUCAAGAGGUCGUGCCUGAAGUGAACAAUCCGAAACAAGUGUCUCCUCAAGAGGUUGUAAAUGAAGUGAACAAUCCAAAAAAAGUGUCUUCUCAAGAGCUCGUGCCUGAAGUGAACAAUCCGAUACAAGUGUCUCCUCAAGAAGUUGUGCCGGACCUGAACAAUCCGCAACAAGGGUCUCCUCAAGAGGUUGUGCCUGAAUAUAAGAAGAGGUCGAGUUUCGAGUUACAUGUUCUCCGAACAAUAAACAAGUUGAUGAAAAAAUAUCCAUCACUGAAUAAUCAUGCCCUUAUUUGCAACAUUUGCAAGAGAGGGUUCCCAAACGCUCAUUCCCUAUGCAGUCACCAAAAAACCCACAAGCAUGAUCUAGAGUUGGAGUGGAAGAUGAAGCAUGUGGAUCCAAGCCACUCUCAUGGACAAUGCUUUCGGAAGAAGAAGCCUGAUAACUCUUACCAAGGUAUGUCUAACUCGGUGGACGUUGGUGGGUCUUCACAAGAUACUUUAUCAAAUGAUCAUAAGCGUCUUGGGAUCUCUCCUGGUAGCGUCAGAAACAUGGACGAGGUCAUGGGUUAUCCUUCGGCUCCUCCAUACGGGAAGACUAACUAUGGUUUUCCUUUAGUCACACACAACUAUUACCGCUCAAAUUUAUCAGAUAAUAACCGCAGUGGUCUCUAUUUUGAUCCUUUUAUGCGUAAUGGAGGAGGUAGUAACAGUAACUACCCAUCGUUGGUCAAUGGUGGAUUCACCAUGGCUCCUACUCCUGCGACUCCAUACCGUCCUUUCAUAGUGAACCCUAGCAGUGGCCCACGUGAUUCAACAAUUAUGAACCCUAGCAAUACCUUAGGAAGCUGUAGCAACAACAACAACAGUAGCUCACAAGGUGAAAUAUCACUUGAGCUCACUCUUGGUCCAUCUAAGUGGAUGGGAGGCAGCAACAAUAACAACAGCAGCGUGCAUCCAUCUUUGAAAGCUGGAGUCACUGGAGGAGGAAGCAUGGACCUGAACAUGCCACUGCGUCCUAUUGCGUCUCGUAAUCAUUUUUACAGCACUAACCCGCUUGCUAGAGUCACUAGAAACGUUCCUCCUCCUUGUCCAGUCACCAGUCUUCCUAAUGAUGAAGAUGUUCCGAGCUCUAGUUCCUUAAAGGAGAAAAAUCAUGAUGCGGAUCAGCCGGGAAGAAGCUGA